Molecule: messenger RNA, 5613 nt
Organism: Schistocerca gregaria
Lineage: Eukaryota; Metazoa; Arthropoda; Insecta; Orthoptera; Acrididae
Gene: tam
Product: DNA polymerase subunit gamma-1, mitochondrial
Exons: 14
Coding region: 1227-5456 (1409 amino acids)
Biological process (GO): mitochondrial DNA replication
Cellular component (GO): gamma DNA polymerase complex; mitochondrion
Molecular function (GO): DNA-directed DNA polymerase activity; DNA binding; 3'-5' exonuclease activity
Source: RefSeq, a predicted model, not a curated record
AAAUGAAACGAUGCCGCUGGUGCCGCGAAUAUUGUUUUGAACCAAAUCAGGAUACUUUUUGUCAUUUCAUGUAAACUUUGUUAAAUUAAGAAUGGUGUAUGCCUUUACUGUUAAUCAUAAUGUUGUCCAAAUAGUUCAUGCCCAAAUUAAAAACCCUGGCAUGAAAAGAUGACUGCUUCAGAUAUUAUUUAGUUAAUAUCAUGGUUCGUCAUGUGUAUAAAAUUAGGACGGGUAUGAAGAUGAAAUAAUGUUUACAGAUAUAUUUUAUCAUACUCAUCUGUAUUAACACCAUAUAAAACAGAAUGUAAAUACGUGAUGGCAAGAUUCGUUAUAGAAUGUAACAUUUGCCUACAGCACGGUCUUUGAUCCUUACCAAGUAGAAUUACAUUAAUACUUGUUUCGUAAAUCGUGGAUGUGACAUUUCGUAAUGCUGUGGAACGUAUUAGUUUAACCUAAGUUAAAUACACCGAGAAAGUUCAAAGAAGGGUAGCACGUUUUGUAUUAUCGCGAAACAGGGAGACAUUCACUGGCGUGAUGCCUGCUUCACGGGGAGGACGUCAUUAAAACAAAGGCGUUUUUCCUUGCUGUGGAAUCUGCUCACGAAAUUUGAAUCAUCAACUUUCUCCUCCGAAUGCGAAAAUAUUUUGUAGACGCCGACCGACAUAGGGAGAAACGAUCAUCAUAAUAAAAUAACGGAAAUCAGAGCUCACACAGAAAGGCAUAGGUGUUCGUAUAUACCUCGUGCUGUUCGAGAUUGGAAUAAUAGAGAACUAUUGUGAAGGUGGUUCGAUGAACCCUCCGCCAGGCACUUAAGUGUGAUUUGCGGAGUAUCGAUGUAUAUGUAGAAUUGUACGUAACAUUAUUUAUUGUCACAGUUCAUGAAAUCUUUGAUCGAUUAAAAUAGCAUAACUAGGGCCACUACCAAUAUGUCAAGUUUUUUCAUUUUUAUUUAUCUUCAUACAUCGAAGGAUCACCUCUCAAUGGUGCAGGAUUUGUCAGGGAAAACCGAAGUCAGAAUGUCCAGACAGAGCAGCUCUGUCCCCCCAAAUAUGAGUUCACUGUCUUAGCAGUAACACUGAAACCAAAAUAAACUGAAAGAACAAACAUUAAGACUGCAGUUUCCAUAUGAAGACAUUUCAUGAACCUCAUACAGACUGCAGCAACUAUGAACUUUACAUGUAGGCAUAUAUACACAUGGUAUGAUAUUAGGGAGACACUGAUCCAGUAUGAGAAAGCAUGGAGAGCACAUUAUUUUGUUGUGCUUACAAAAACUUCUUGCAAGCCGCAUAGUGUCUCAUGUUGAGUUACCAGUUCUAAACAAGAGGUACUGUAGUGCUUUCUGUAAACUAAGCAGUCAUAGAGCAGUAGCAGCAGAUGCAAAUCACUCCGAGGAACCAGCUGAUGUAUCAAGGAGACUGAAGGCAGCAGAAAAGUGUCAUUCCAGCAAGUCAGGUGGAUUAGCAGGAAGGCCAGAAAUACUGCAAGAAACACUAGGAAACUCUGAAAGCACCAUUCAGCUAAAGAGCUUAGACUUAGCAUUGUCAGAAUGUCUGGAAGAGAAUGACAAGAAUUUGAACUUGUUUAACAGAACUCAGUAUUCUAUUGUAAAUAAAGAUGGGCUUAAUAAUGACAAAAAUGAUAAGUUACACAACACUGGGAAAAUUAGAAGUGUUUUAUCAGAAAUAGCUUACACCUCCAAACGCAAAAAUAUUAAAAAAAUGAUCAAAGUUAAAAAUUUGGAUUCAGAUACGCUUUUGGUUUGGGGCAAAGACUCUCAUCCAGGUGAUGCCUAUAGUACAGAGUCUGCUGCAAUUCAUCCAGCAGCAAACUCAUAUCAAGAAACAAGUGCUACAGUGCCGCAGAAUAGAAUUUCGAGAUAUAGUUUCAAACGUGUUGCAAAGAACGUGAAAAUUGCUCAUAAACUAUACAAAAAUGAGGGAAAGAAGUGUAAAGGUAUUACUCCUGGGCAACGAGAGACAGAAAUAGGUAACACGAACUCUACCAAAUUAAAGAAGACAAUUUCAAAAAGGAGCACAACCACUAGUAAACGUUUCAAUGAUGUAAAUAUAGAAAUGUUACCACAAGCACUGGGUGAACAUCUGUUUGGAGCCAAACUAAACAGUAAUAAACCAACACUUGAGCAAGUGGAAUUAUCUAGAAAUGAACUUCAGAAACAUAACUUACUGAAACUUAACUCGGGAGACAAUGCAGUUGCCGUAGUGAAUGACAAAGGUGGAGAAGUUUUUGAAGAGAUGGAACUAAAUGACUCUGUUUUGUCUAAUGACACGGACAAGUUGCCAAAAUCGGUCAUUAGUGAUAUGGAAGGGAGUAUGGGGAGAGAGAGAGAGAAAGCGUGUGACACCACACAGCCCGGUAUAGAAUCUUUGAAGCUGCCACCAUUGCUUGGCAAAGACAUUGAGGAACAUUUCUGGGUGCUAGGUGAACAGCAAGCUGCACCAUAUCGGUCAAUACUACUGAAGCUUGUGGAGGCAGCGAAACUGCUGCCCCGAAAGCCACAGCCUACCCAAUGGCAGCUGCGAGCUGGAUGGACUUGCUAUGGCCCAGAUGGGAGAGCCACACCUGUUGACUACCCACCAGAAGAUGCACUAGUGUUUGAUGUUGAAGUGUGCUGUGAGGAAGGCGUGGUGCCAACUUUAGCUGUUGCUGCUGCUCCUGAAUCUCAGUCCUGGUAUGGUUGGGUGUCCCAGUCACUGGCAGAGGGCACUCAUGGUUUCAAAGGGGCUGGAAUGCGAGUGUCGCCUGAUGAUAUGAUUCCACUGGACUGUCGAACUCGUAGGAUUCAGGGAAACAAACAAGGCAAACAGUGCCCUCGGGUAGUCGUUGCACACCACGCGGCCUUUGACAGAGCUCGUGUGAGGGAACAGUACAGCUUCCGUGACACUGGCCUACGCUUUGUCGACACACUUUCACUGCAUGUGUGUGUCAGCAGUGUGACAGAUGAGCAGCGCAUGCAGCUGCGGGCUGGCUUGGCAGAACAUGAGCCAUGGAGCCAGGUAGGAUCCCUCAAUGCAUUGCAAGACAUCGCCCAGCUCUACUGUCCCGACAAGCCGCCACCAGAGAAGAGCCUGAGGGACGUAUUUGUAAAGGGUUCCUUGGAUGAUAUUCGGAAGCAGUUUCCACAGCUCAUGGAUUACUGUGCAGGUGAUGUGUUGGCCACUUUGUCGGUACUGGAACAACUUCUACCACUCUUCUUGGAAAGAUUUCCUCACCCAGUUACCCUAGCUGGGAUGCUGGAACUGGGCACAGCUUUUUUACCUGUUGAUGACUCAUGGAAUCGUUACAUCAUGGAAACUGAUGCAACUUUUGAAGAAUUGGAUUCUGAGAUUCAGUUCUUACUUGCAAAGUGCGCCAACACUGCAUGUGAACUCAUGCACAAUGAUGCAUAUCAGAGUGACACCUGGAUGUGGGAUCAGGACUGGUCACUGCAAGAGCUCAAGUUGAAACAGCAAACCAAGAGGUCUCGAAAGAGUAGGGAGAAUGAAACACCUGUACAGCAAGAUGAUGAUGUGAGGAUACCAGAAUUACAGAAAGAGAAGGCACAGCAGAGCAAUAGUGGAGAGGGAGAGAAGGAAGAAGAGGAGGAGAGCUUUAUUGUUAGGUUUGAAAGGCUGGCUAAGGAAACAGCAGCGAGGCUUCCCGCCCGUCCACCGCACAUGCCUGGGUAUCCAGCCUGGUACCGGAAGCUCUGCUCCCGCAACAUGGAUUCUGAAGACUGGUGCCCAGGACCCCAGCUACUCACCACCGGGAUGCAGAUCACACCAAAACUCUUACGGCUGAGUUGGGAGGGAUACCCACUUCACUUUGUGAGAGGCUAUGGUUGGGGCUUCCUCCUGCCUCAAGCAGACCAUGUGUUAACGUCAAAAACCGAAGACUUGCCUAUCCCAUUGAAAGAAGAUGAAAGUGAAGAAACUGAGCACUCUGCAGUAUGUAAAGGGCACGAAGAUGGCAAAAGUUGUCCACCAGAAUGGUAUCACGGUACUGGAGUGUGGACAGGGAUUGAAGUGGAAGGACACUGGUUUAUGAAGUUGCCUCACAAAGAUGGAGCAUCAGCACGUGUUGGCAAUCCUUUGUCACGGGACUUCAUGGGGAAAUUUGCAGAACACGUUCUGACUGGUGACUGGAAAGGAGCCCAGCGUGUCCUAGAAGUGGGCCGAAUGCUCACCUACUGGCGCAAUAACCGCGACCGCGUGCUGGGCCAAAUUGUUGCCUGGCAUUCUCCCGACAGAGGUGUUCUCCUUCCACAGGUGAUAGUAUGCGGAACACUUACUCGGCGUGCAGUGGAGCCGACAUGGAUGACUGCAUCAAAUGCAAGGAGUGAUCGUGUGGGCUCAGAACUGAGAGCAAUGGUGCGAGCUCCACCAGGCUACUGCAUCGUUGGUGCAGAUGUGGAUUCUCAGGAGUUGUGGAUAGCUGCGCUGCUGGGAGACGCUGCUCAGACACGAAUACACGGUGGAACACCACUUGGCUGGAUGACAUUAGCUGGGAAAAAGAAAGAUGGCACAGAUAUGCACAGUGUCACAGCCAAGGCAGCUGGCAUAACUCGUGAUCAGGCCAAGGUUUUGAACUACGCACGGAUAUAUGGUGCAGGCUCUGCUUUUGCCGAGCGUGUGUUGCAGCAAUUCAAUCCAGGUAUUUCAGAGAGUGAAGCUCGUUCUUCUGCAAGGCGCAUGUUUAGUCUGACCAAAGGUCGUCGGCUAUUCAGACCGCUGGAAUCUUUAGUUGAUAUCUUGGGAGAGAAACCCGUAUCCAAGACUGAAGCUCUUCGGUGUGCACGAAGGAUGGGAAAACCUGUCAGUGAACUUUUUCACCCACCUCAGUGGGAAGGAGGAACUGAAUCAGCCAUGUUCAAUCGCCUGGAGGAGAUUGCUUGCAGUGCAGAGCCUCGAACCCCUUUCCUCAGCGGCCGCCUGACACGUGCUCUCGAGGAAAAUGACGAUAGGACACUGCCGACAAGAGUCAACUGGGUUGUGCAGAGUGGGGCCGUCGACUUCCUCCACCUGCUGCUUGUUUCUCUCCGCUGGCUUCUGCCACCGAGUGCUCGCUUCUGUCUGAGCUUCCAUGAUGAGGUGCGUUACCUUGUCCCUGAAAGAGACAAAUAUCGUGCUGCAACAGCAAUGCACAUUUCCAACCUAAUGGCGCGUGCUUUCUGCAGCAGCCGUGUGGGCAUGUAUGACCUGCCCCUGUCUGUUGCAUUCUUCUCAUCAGUCGAAGUUGACAAAGUGCUUCGCAAGGAAGCAAGUGAUGACUGUGUCACACCGUCCAAUCCUCACGGGCUGAGUCGAGGAUAUGGCAUCCCACCGGGGGAGUCACUUGAUUUAAUAACUGCUCUUCGAUUGUGCAAUUAUAAACCAUGGACAGGUCUGUCUUGUGUAAGUAAAUCGGACAAUAACAUGAAGUGCAAGAAGAGAGAAGAGGAUGAAACUCAAAGUGUUUGACAAAGAAGACUCUCAUAGAUGGAAAGAGGAUGGAAUGUUACAAAUACAUUUAUCUGGAUGAAUUUUCUGUUUAUCUUUGUCCCUUAUGGAAAGAGAGUGAAGUGUAUUAUAUAUUUUUGAAAAAUAUGAUUGGAAAAAAAAUUUGAGUGCAAUAUAA